AUGAAGGGUAGAUAUCAGCUUAAGAUCAGAGAAGACCUUCCGUCUCCUAUAAAAAUAUCUCAGUUCGCUAAUGAGCCCAUCGCAUUCCAUUUGCAUAAAAAGGGUGACAUAUUUAAGAAAUUUGAUGGAGCUAAUCCUCCUUCCAUCUAAGAAAGUAUUAACUUAAGAAAAGAAGUUGAGAAAAUAAAGGAGAAGAUAAAAAGAGAAAAGUUGCAUGAUGAAAUGAAAAAACUAGCUAAAUCUGUAGUAAUGAUUGAAGACGAGUCAGUUUAUGAGAAUGAAGUACCUAAAUGGAAGAAAAUGCUCAAAGAAAUAAAAUCGAACAGAAUUCAAAGCAGAAACAGAGAAGUAACAUCAACAAUUAGCCAGGAUAUAUCUACUGGAAAAUUACCUUUACUAAAGAGUAGGGUUGAUUUAUCUCAAAGCUAUCCAGAAGGCCAUCUUCCAGGAUUAAAGCAAAAGGAUACAAUAAGAAUCGGUCGGAAAAAUAAGCCGAAUUUGAGGAUAGAAAGAACUGAUCUUAGUGUAGAUAACUUUAAUAGUAACAUUUUAAUUCAGUCAGUAGAAUCUGAUGAGAGAAAUAAGACAAUUGACCAAAUAAAUAUUCCAGAGAUCAAAGCCUCCGCAGCUGAUUUUCAAGAUCAGCAAUUUACUUUAAUCCGAGAUUAAAGCAAAAGAUAGAACAAGAAUUUGGAAUCAAAAGUAAUGAUGACUCUCUUUGAUAGAUCAAGAGGAUCUAGUAUGCAAAGAUCUCCAGUUAUUGACAAAGGUGAGAAGAAAUUUAAUUAUGAUUUGAACUAAUCUAGAAAUACUAAUAGCUCGAAAAGCCUUCACUAAGGUAACGAUCAAAUUAAAAAGUACCAAACAAUCGAUAGCAAUCCAAGAUCUUCAAUAUAGAGUUCAUUUAAAAAACUAAUUUUACAAAGAUUUGGCACCAAUAUAGAGCAGCCAUCAGAGUGGGAAUUACAGAAGCAGAAAAUUAGAUCAAGUCUGUUGAAAUUGUAAAAGUCCUGCUAGGAAACAUGUGACGAUACUCAAAAAAAUUUAGACAAGAUUGAUAAAGGACUUUCAAAAGAAAGUCUAAUCAAAGAAAAUAUGGAGUUUACUGUGUCUACUUUGUAAGAAUUUGAUAACAUUGAGCCCAAAGGACUUGAUAUAAUUUUUGAGUAUAAGGUCGGUGAUAAAAAUUUUUAACAAGAUGAGGCUAAGAAAGCAGUCAAGGAUUAUAGAUAUAGAAAUUUUGAGAGUAAAAAUAAGAUUAUAUAACGACUUGAGUUUGAGGCGAGCUCUAAACAGAGAAAGCUAGCCAAAAAGAUCAAAAUAUGA
This is a messenger RNA of Stylonychia lemnae, 1326 nucleotides long. NCBI's taxonomy places the organism in Eukaryota, Ciliophora, Spirotrichea, Sporadotrichida, Oxytrichidae. The record is from the annotation of a GenBank genome assembly.